This is a messenger RNA of Closterium sp. NIES-65, 704 nucleotides long. The record is from the annotation of a GenBank genome assembly. Lineage: Eukaryota; Viridiplantae; Streptophyta; Zygnematophyceae; Desmidiales; Closteriaceae.
AUGGAGUUGAUAAUGUCACGCGCUAAAGGUCGGGUGUACGCUACUAAGGCCGCAGCUUAUGACGAGGAAGAGCGCGACGAACCCUUGGUGAACGACGAGCUGUUAGCCAAGGCGGGUACUCAAAAGGCGAUCGCGGAUGCAUAUUGCAAGGAGAACGCGCGUAGGGCGGGGGAAUUGAAGGACUGCCUCGUGCUUAUCACGCACCUUGCUAAGAAGGCCUCGGAAGUUGACGCCGGCGCUCUCACCUGGGAGGUGCGUUCCAAAUUGCGCAAUCCCUGCUCCAACAAGGCCCAGUUCACGCGUUCCGGGGAUCCUGGAGCUCUCGCCAGGCAGGCACGGGUGGUGCAGCGUUGGAUCAACGCCAGCCAAGUUAAGCGCGAGGGAGAGUGCAUUGGCAUCGGGAAGCUAUGCAUCGUCGGUUGGACCGACAUUUCUGAAGAGGAGCUCGCUGGGGAUGAGCUUGGGGAUCUGUCCCCUGAUGAUCUUGUCCCGACCAGCGCUCAUCGCAGGGUUCCCUCUUUCCUCUCACCCUCUCCCCCUCCCCCAAUUCCCCCUCUUUCUACUCUUGCCUUCCUCACUCUUUACAACUGCGUUCCUUUAUUUUCUCCCUUCUUUAUACCCCACCUCUCUCUAUGUGCCACACCCUUGGUUCUCUCCCGGUUCAUGAAGGUUUCUAUCUCUCUCGCACCAUCUGACAGGACCUG